Molecule: messenger RNA, 2354 nt
Organism: Hyla sarda
Lineage: Eukaryota; Metazoa; Chordata; Amphibia; Anura; Hylidae
Gene: BSPRY
Product: B-box and SPRY domain containing
Exons: 6
Coding region: 270-1853 (527 amino acids)
Molecular function (GO): protein binding; zinc ion binding
Source: RefSeq, a predicted model, not a curated record
UUUUAUCAUAUUGUAUCAUAUUGAAUCAUAUUGCAUCAUAUUGUAUCAUAUUGUUUCAUAUUGUAUCAUAUUGAAUCAUAUUGUAUCAUAUUGUAUAUUUUAUCAUAUUGUAUAAUAUUUUAUCAUAUUGUGCCAACACUGUAUCCUGAGCAUCUCCAGCUGUUGUAGAACUACAAGUCCCAUCAUUGCCCUCAGCCUGUCUGUGCAGCCGUGUAGUGAUCCGCAUUCAUUGGUUCUCAGGGAGGGGCUGGGGGUCUCCACUGGAGCAGAUGAUUCUCCUUGGUAACUUUGUGGAAUCCUUUCAGCUUUGUCACAGUCUCCCGGCUCCUCCCAGGGGUUGUCUGACUCUACCUGGGGACAGGUGCAAGGAGCACAGGCUCCAAACAGACACCUCUCCUCCCUCCAGGGUCCUGCUCUCCUCCAGGAUGUCCUAUCCAGGCUCUGUCCCUGGGGACCCCCAGCCCCCACUAUGGAUGAUCACUGGAUCUCAUUCGUGCAGAGGAUCUGGGAAGCUGGACGCCCUUCAGGCUGGGGACAGGGACAUGAAGUCUCCCUUUGCUGAGGAAUGGAUCCCUGAGGGUCAUCUGGCCACCUUAUCCCUGGAGACCUCCAAUGAGGAGAACAUUGAUCUGGAAGACCACCCAUCUCUGGAUGAGACGCCUGGAAAGAUUGACGUGCAACAGGGAGCCAUAGACAUCUCAGUGCCAGACACCUGCAGGGUCCAUGGGCAGGAGCUCAGCCUCUUCUGCUAUGAGGAACACAAGCUCAUCUGUGCCCAGUGCAAGUCUGUGGGCACCUGUGAGACCCACCGCACCAAACCUGUGGAAGAAAGGGCAUCUCAGAUCCGGAACAAGAUUGUGGAUCAAUGCGAAAAGCUGCAGCUACAAACAGCGGGGAUCGAGAAGUAUCUUGCCGAGGCGCUUCCAGAUAAGAUCCCACGAGUGGCGAGCUCGGCCAGAACCGCUCGUGAGCUGAUCAUCCAGCGACUGAACUUUAUCCGCAACGUGUGCGACAAUGAAGAGCAGCGACUUCUGGAGGAGAUCCACACGGAGGAGGAACGGGCCCAGCAAGGGAUCCUCACCCAGAGGGCCCACUGGACGGAGUCCAUCAAGAAGCUGUCGGGUAUCAGGAACUACCUGGUGGACAUGCUGACCAAGAUGGACGACCUCAACCUCAUUGUUUCUGAAAAUAAAAUGGAAGACAGGACAGAAGAAGCUGAAGGAAUUCUGGAACCUAAAGAGUCAGAAAAGUUAAACUUUAACUCGAAUUGUUGUCAGAGUCCAUUACUGAACAGACUGUGGGCCCUGUCUGUACUCUGCUGCACCUCCGCUUGUAAAGGCCUCACAUUUGAUGAGAAGACCCUGAGCCCCUUGCUUGCCCUAUCAGACAACAACAGCCUUAAGUUCCUGCCCAAAAAAGCAAAGGACUAUCCAGACGGGCCCGAAAGAUUCGACCACUGGCCCAACUGCUUGGCGGUAGAGUCCUUCCAGAAGGGCAUCCACAUGUGGAAGGUGAACGUGGAGACGUGUUGCGCCUACAAGCUUGGCAUCACCUACAGAUCUAUCGCACGUAAGGGCUCGGGCAACGACGCCAGGCUGGGGUACAAUCCGGUGUCCUGGAUCUUCUCCCGCUACGAUAAAGACUUCCGUUUCUCCCAUGACUCUAAGCACGAACUUGUGGAACUUCUAAAGAGUCCAAAACAAGUUGGCGUCCUGGUGGACAUGGAUGCCGGAGAGCUGGUCUUCUUUGACCCCGUUUCUUGCGUCAUCUUGUACAGUCACCAGGCGAAGUUUACCGCUCCGGUUAGUCCGGUGUUCGCCGUGGCCGACGACUCCAUCAGUCUCGAGAAGUGACCCCAGAAGGAACGUCCUUACUUGUACAGAUUCUUUGUUAUAGAACGUCUGUAUAUUUGUUACAUAUGUAAAGGAAAACUCUACCCAAAGCGGAGUAUUCCGAGUAUUCUGUUUGGGGUUGGUUCUCCAGAAGCGGUUUGGUGUCCUAUCCAAUGGUUGGAUAUGGUUGGCCUGUCUUGGCGCGCUGGUGCCCGUUCUUGUUGUGUCUUCAAUGUGACUUUGGACACACUCAUGUAGACCGGGAUGGACUCCAGGCAUCACCUUAUCACUCAACCAGUCAGAGGAACCAAUGAAAAUCUUGGGUGACUUGGUGGGUCAUACCAUGUUUACGUGACAUUGGCUUCUAGGGAAAUGCAAGAACAUGGCCACCACACCAAUGUUUUUUUCAGGUGCUAUCUGACUCAUCCCCAAAUCAAGCGAAUGGAGCUGAGCUGCAAUACUUGACACAACCCAUAGACAAGAGUGGCGCUGUUCCCAAAAUUAAAGCAGUACUUUCCAAAA